Messenger RNA from Aspergillus pseudotamarii, 1912 nucleotides. Its product is annotated as glycine decarboxylase subunit T. The record is from RefSeq and is a predicted model, not a curated record. Gene Ontology annotation, molecular function: aminomethyltransferase activity; protein binding. Gene Ontology annotation, biological process: glycine catabolic process. Gene Ontology annotation, cellular component: mitochondrion. The coding region runs from base 73 to 1518 and encodes 481 amino acids. The transcript has 2 exons. NCBI's taxonomy places the organism in Eukaryota, Fungi, Ascomycota, Eurotiomycetes, Eurotiales, Aspergillaceae.
UCUUCCCUGUCGUCCUCUGUUCACGAACUUCCUUCUGUAAAAAAUCACAUCUAAUCGCUUCAAAUCCUCAUCAUGUCCGCCGUACGACCUUUGCGACGAGGUAUCAACCUCCUGGGUUCGAAAUCGCUCUCGCAGCCCACUUCUAUCGUCGUCAAUGGCUCGACACUCCUCCCGCGGCAGUUGACAUCUCCGCUCCACCGCGGUCUCCGCACUCCGACUGCUGCACGCCCAUUCCUCCGUGCCAGCUCUGCUUCUUCCUCUAAUGGUGGUGUGCGAUUUGCUUCGUCUGCAGCUCCUUCGGGGCCGCUGAGACAGACUCAGCUCUAUGACCUACAUCUCGCCCGGGGCGCGAAAAUGGUGCCCUUUGCGGGGUUUGACAUGCCCUUGCAAUACUCCGAUCUCAGCCAUGUUGAAAGCCACAAAUGGACCAGAGAAAAGGCAAGCUUGUUCGAUGUGAGUCACAUGGUUCAGCACGAACUCAGCGGACCAGGCGCAAUCGAGCUCCUGAUGAAGGUCACACCAUCAUCCCUCGAUAAGCUUGGUCACAACCAAUCCACCCUCUCUUGUCUGCUCGAAGAAGGCACCGGCGGUAUCAUCGAUGAUACCGUCAUCACCCGUCGUACUGACGAAACCUUCUACUUCGUCACCAACGCCGGCCGGCGCGACGAGGAUCUAGCUUUCUUGGAAGCCGAGAUAUCCGCCUACAAGCAAGCCCACGGCGCCGACAGCAUCAAAUGGUCCAUCCUCGAGGACCGCGCCCUGGUCGCCCUUCAGGGCCCCCUCGCAGCUGAGGUCCUCCAGUCCUACGUCCACGGCUCCGGUCCAGAAACAGACCUCAGCACCCUCUACUUCGGCAACUGUCGCGAGCUUCAUCUCACCCUCCCCGAUGGCUCGCGCACCCCUCACCCCCUCCUCAUCUCCCGUACCGGCUAUACUGGCGAGGACGGCUUCGAAAUCUCCAUCCCAACAGCAGGCUCCCCCUCCCUGCCCGCCCAAGUCACCGAGCUCCUCCUCACAAACGCUGACCAGGUCCGCCUGGCCGGCCUAGCAGCCCGUGACUCCCUCCGCCUGGAAGCAGGCAUGUGUCUCUACGGCCACGACAUUUCCACCGCCCAGACUCCCCCCGGCGCAUCCCUGGGCUGGGUCGUCGGCAAAGACCGUCGCGACCCCGCAACCGCCAACUUCAAUGGCGCCUCCGCCAUCCUCCCCCAGCUCGCCUCCCCCGCCAAGACCCUCUCCCAGCGUCGCGUAGGCUUCACUGUCGAGAAGGGUUCCCCCGCCCGUGAAGGUGCCGUCAUCGUUGAUAUCAACGACGAAUCCCGUACUCCCGUCGGCAUCAUCACCUCCGGUCUUCCCAGUCCUACUCUCAGCGGUACCAACAUCGCCAUGGGCUACGUCAAGCAAGGUCUCCACAAGAAGGGCACCGAGGUUGGCAUCUUGGUUCGUAACAAGCUCCGUAAGGCUACCGUUACCGGUAUGCCCUGGGUUGAGAGCAAGUUCUAUCGUGGCAAGGCCUAGACCCACACUGGGGUUGAAUUCUGUUCCUCUGGUUUUUGAGCUUUUGUGGUUGCAGUUUCUGUUCCUUUUUCCUUUUAUUGAAUUGCUUCAUGCCGUGAUGUACUGUAGAUAUUACGAUUCCCCUUUUCACUGCAUUUGUGCGAGACAGUCACCAUCUUGUCUCGAAUUGGAUGCCCUGUCUCAGCUGGGUGUUUGAUUAAUCCUCAACGAAUGAAUAAAAGAAUUUAGAAAACUUCAUAUAUGGAUUUGUUCUUGGUUUGCUGUAGUACUAUGUAGUUUCUACCUGUAACGUUCAGUUGGGUACGUUGUUUGAUUACAGCCCAGUUUAGGAGAUCAGUGAUUUUCCAUCUUACUCCUGAAAGAGGGACCUUAUAUUACAGACUCCUAGUUUUGC